AUGGAAUACAACUCCAGUGAAUCCGAAGUCUUCCACCAUCUUGAUAAAAGAAGCAUUGAACGUCGUCGACCGGUCGAAAAGGAUCUUGGAUGUAUGGACGAUGCUGUUAUCUUGGACUCGUUGUUAGUUGGAUAUGACAAACACAAGAUUCCUGGAGGAGGAAAAGUCAAAGUGGAUGUUGAAGUAAGAUGAUACGUGUUAUACAUAACUUAAGUUUUUGCUUUGUUACCUAAAAUUAUGAACAAAAAAUGUUGACAAACAAGAAAACGUGACAAAAUUAUGUCACUAGUAAAAAAAUAAUAUAAAAUAACUUGAUUUUUAGUGAAAAAAUAAAACGAUUAACUUAUUGUUAAACAAAAACAGUUUUAUAACUAUAUUAUUGUAGCUAUGGGUCCAAGAAGUGUCCAAAAUUAUCGAAAUUACAAGCGAAUUCGAAUUAGAUUUGUAUGUGACAGAAAUGUGGAUAGAUCCAUCGCUAGCCUUUGGUCACAUGAACCCAUGCAAACAGUAAGGAAUUAUAUAUUAUUAUAUAACACCUCUUUAAAGGCUUAGCAUAACCAAAGUAUAACUUAUUGGUUGACAGUUAAAACUUAAAGCAUUAUAUAUUACACAUUACAUACGUUUUCAUUCUAGCAACAUCUCAGUGGACGGUCCGAAAGUCUUGUCCCAAAUCUGGACCCCUUUAGCCUGUUUUGUCAACUCAAAAGCAGCAUCAGUCCACCAAUCUCCUUUCAAAAACAUCUUCCUACAACUAUAUUCUAAUGGAAGUGUGUGGCACAACUAUCGCAUCAAACUGACCGGACCUUGCGUAUCUACAUUAAGGACGUUUCCUAUAGAUCAACAAAGAUGUAUGUUGUAUUACGAAAGCUACAAUCAUAACUACGCUGAAGUGCAAAUGAAUUGGACGGCUACUCCAAUAUUGAUUUUGAAAGAAACAAUAUCUCUGCCUGAUUAUGUCUUGAAGGACUUUCAGGCCUCUUCCAUCAUGAGGUUGUACCCUCCGGGGAAGUGGAACGAACUCAUAGCUACCUUCACUUUCCAACGAUUAUACGGGUUUUACAUUUUACAGGUACGUAUUUCACUAAAGAUUAAGGUUAAGCUUGUACUAAUUAACUUGUACGUAUCAUAACUGUAGAUAAUUAAAUAUUAACCAUAUAUGUAACACCUCAGCUAUGACACUAUGCUAAUUAAUUACCUUUCGAGAUUAACUCUGGUUUCGUGAUGUUACUCAUUCAUUUAAUCUUUCCCGACGAUCCUCAAUAUUAUAGUAGAUAUCAAAAGACGUCAUAAGUUAACCCUUAUGAGCAGCUUUACUUUGUAAAUAUUAUAUUACUCACCUUUUUGAUCUGUUGAAGUAAACGUCACUUUCCAGGUUUACGUCCCAGCUUACAUUUCCGUGUUUAUGUCAUGGAUCUCGUUUUAUCUGGGUCCCAAGAACACGCCAUCGAGGACUACCAUUGGCGUUAACUCAGUAAGUUCUCCAAUUUUUAGGUAACAUCAAGCCAUUUAAGGUUGGCUAUAACAAUACAACUUUGAACGAUAAAAAACCGAAUAACUACAACAUAAGAUAAUAUAAAACAUUCAUUUUAACAUAAAAUUGUCUUUCAGCUUCUCUCACUUACAUAUCAGUUCGGAUCCGUUGUGAAUAAUCUUCCCAAGACCAGUGAUGUGAAGGCCAUCGAUGUUAUGAUCUUGUUCUCCAUGGCCUUCAUCUUCUUGUCCUUGAUGGAGUUGGCAGUUGUUGGCUACUUGACGAGGAAAGAAAAGGCCGAAUCAAUAGUGUAAGUAGAAUACUUUCAAUUCCAAACUAUAAUAUUUUUCCAAACAAAAUCUUGUUUUACACAUUUCAACAAUUGAUUUUAAUGAAGAAGUCAAUUUUUUCAACACGUAACAGAACAUUUUUACAUUUUUAUUAAUUUUUUGGCGAAUAUUUUUGGUUUUCGAGUAUCUUUUGUGCUAAAACACAUUAUUUUAGAUGCAAUUGUUCCUGGUUAUGUGUGAAAUGUCCUGAAUGGACGGCGACCAAGAUAGACAAGGCAUCUAUGUGUAUAUUCCCGAUAGUUUUCUUCAUCUUCAACCUUUGGUAUUGGGUAAUAUUCCUCGGGAUGGGAAAGCCCAAGGAUUAA
Messenger RNA from Bursaphelenchus okinawaensis, 2126 nucleotides. Lineage: Eukaryota; Metazoa; Nematoda; Chromadorea; Rhabditida; Aphelenchoididae. The record is from the annotation of a GenBank genome assembly.